This is a messenger RNA of Eleginops maclovinus (Patagonian blennie), 1442 nucleotides long. RefSeq lists its product as uncharacterized. Gene Ontology annotation, molecular function: D-serine ammonia-lyase activity. NCBI's taxonomy places the organism in Eukaryota, Metazoa, Chordata, Actinopteri, Perciformes, Eleginopidae. The record is from RefSeq and is a predicted model, not a curated record. Bases 116 to 1228 code for a protein of 370 amino acids. Gene Ontology annotation, biological process: D-serine catabolic process. The transcript has 10 exons.
GCCACUGCCGACGUUUGUCCACUCAGGGACACCAUACGAGUUACGUGCCCACAGCUCUCGCUCGCUUGCUGGCAAGUAUAGCGUCUAUUCCACCGCUACCAAACGUGCUGCCAGUAUGAAGGGAGAGAACCUCUCCUCUCUGUGCACCCCCGCUCUGGUGCUGGAUGUGGACAAAGUGAAGAGAAAUGCCCAGAGGAUGAUCGAGAACUGUCAGAACUUGGGGGUCCAGCUUCGGCCUCACAUGAAGACCCACAAAACCCUUGAGUGUGCUGACAUCAUGACAGGUGGAUCCCGGAGGUGCAUUGUGGUCUCAACACUUGCAGAGGCCUGCUUCUACGCCGACAAUGGAUUUGAUGACAUCCUCUAUGCAUACCCUCUUCCCUUCGAUAAGGUGGAGCGCUGUGCAGUCCUCUCAGAAAGGCUGGAUCUCUUCCAGAUUGUAUUGGAUCAUCCUCAUGCUCUGGAUGCUCUCAAAAAGAGACCCCUGAGAGAAGGUCGUCUGUGGCAUGUCUGGCUCAAACUCGACUGUGGCAAUGGUAGAGCUGGUGUCCUGCACUCUGAGCCUGAGGCGCUCAGGUUGGCUCAGGCCAUCGUUGAGACGAAGGGUGUGGAGUUAACAGGGGUGUAUGCUCACUGUGGGAACAGCUAUAACAGCAGAGGAGUGGAGCAGAUACAGGCCGUCGCCCAGGAAACCACUGAUUUGACUCUGCAAUUCAUGGAAAAACUGAAGGCUGCUGGUAUCACCUGUAAGUCCAGCAUUGGCUCCACCCCUUCAUGUAGUCACCCAGUGAAAGACAUGGGAAAGCUCAGCGAAGUGCAUCCUGGGAACUAUGUAUUCUAUGAUGUACAGCAGUCUGUGAUUGGCUCGUGCAGUCUGAAGGAAGUCGCUGUGAAGGUUUUGACGAGAGUCAUUGGACACUGUCCUCACAGGAACCAGCUCUUGAUCGACUGUGGAUGGUGUGGACUCAGUCUAGACGGAGCUGGAAAACUUCCCACUGGAUAUGCUGUGAUUGAAGGACACCCAGACCUCAAGUUGUUGUCUAUGACCCAGGAGCACGGUAGAGUGGAGCCCAUCUCAGGACCGCUGGACUACAGUAAAUUCCCCCUGGGCUCUCUGCUCACUCUGAUCCCCUACCAUUCCUGUGCAACUGCAGUGAUGCAUCCUGUAUACCAUGUGCACUCUGAGGGCCGUCUGCUGGGCAAGUGGACACCUACACGUGGGUGGUGAACAGCUAGCCAACUUGUCAAUCAUGUCACCUGUAAUUCAUUCAAAAAUAUAAGUGUGGAGGUCCUCCAAAACCACUGAUUUAAUAACAGUUUGUGUACUUUUGUAGAACUUAUUCCGAAAUGUUUUGUAUGUGAGGCAAUUUGAUUAAAAACUGUAGAAAAAAUACAAACAUGUAUGCUUUUAAAUGUUUAAAUAAAUAAAAGCUGUAGCACUA